AUGUCGGCCUCUUUGGCUCAAAAAAUCAAGUUUCCUUUGUUGGGUCUGUUUGCAACCAUUAACCCCAGAGAUAUCUCAGUACAGCAGAGACACCUCAGUACAGCAGAGAUAUCUCAGUACAGCAGAGACAUAUCAGUACAGCAGAGAUAUAUCAGUACAGCAGAGACACCUCAGUACAGCAGAGACAUAUCAGUACAGCAGAGACAUCUCAGUACAGCAGAGACAUAUCAGUACAGCAGAGACAUCUCAGUACAGCAGAGACAUCUCAGUACAGCAGAGAUAUCUCAGUACAGCAGAGACAUCUCAGUACAGCAGAGACAUCUCAGUACAGCAGAGACAUCUCAGUACAGCAGAGACAUAUCAGUACAGCAGAGACAUCUCAGUACAGCAGAGACAUAUCAGUACAGCAGAGACAUCUCAGUACAGCAGAGACAUCUCAGUACAGCAGAGACAUAUCAGUACAGCAGAGACAUCUCAGUACAGCAGAGACAUCUCAGUACAGCAGAGACAUCUCAGUACAGCAGAGACAUCUCAGUACAGCAGAGACAUCUCAGUACAGCAGAGACAUAUCAGUACAGCAGAGACAUCUCAGUACAGCAGAGACAUCUCAGUACAGCAGAGACAUAUCAGUACAGCAGAGACAUAUCAGUACAGCAGAGACAUCUCAGUACAGCAGAGACAUAUCAGUACAGCAGAGACAUCUCAGUACAGCAGAGACAUCUCAGUACAGCAGAGAUAUAUCAGUACAGCAGAGACAUCUCAGUACAGCAGAGACAUAUCAGUACAGCAGAGAUAUAUCAGUACAGCAGAGACAUCUCAGUACAGCAGAGACAUAUCAGUACAGCAGAGACAUCUCAGUACAGCAGAGACAUCUCAGUACAGCAGAGACAUAUCAGUACAGCAGAGACAUCUCAGUACAGCAGAGACAUAUCAGUACAGCAGAGACAUAUCAGUACAGCAGAGACAUCUCAGUACAGCAGAGACAUCUCAGUACAGCAGAGACAUAUCAGUACAGCAGAGACAUAUCAGUACAGCAGAGACAUCUCAGUACAGCAGAGACAUAUCAGUACAGCAGAGACAUAUCAGUACAGCAGAGACAUCUCAGUACAGCAGAGACAUCUCAGUACAGCAGAGACAUAUCAGUACAGCAGAGACAUCUCAGUACAGCAGAGACAUAUCAGUACAGCAGAGAUAUAUCAGUACAGCAGAGACAUCUCAGUACAGCAGAGACAUAUCAGUACAGCAGAGACAUCUCAGUACAGCAGAGACAUCUCAGUACAGCAGAGACAUAUCAGUACAGCAGAGACAUCUCAGUACAGCAGAGACAUAUCAGUACAGCAGAGACAUAUCAGUACAGCAGAGACAUCUCAGUACAGCAGAGACAUAUCAGUACAGCAGAGACAUCUCAGUACAGCAGAGACAUCUCAGUACAGCAGAGACAUAUCAGUACAGCAGAGACAUCUCAGUACAGCAGAGACAUAUCAGUACAGCAGAGACAUAUCAGUACAGCAGAGACAUCUCAGUACAGCAGAGACAUCUCAGUACAGCAGAGACAUAUCAGUACAGCAGAGACAUCUCAGUACAGCAGAGACAUAUCAGUACAGCAGAGACAUAUCAGUACAGCAGAGACAUAUCAGUAUAUCAGUACAGCAGAGACAUAUCAGUACAGCAGAGACAUCUCAGUACAGCAGAGAUAUCUCAGUACAGCAGAGAUAUCUCAGUACAGCAGAGACAUCUCAGUACAGCAGAGACAUAUCAGUACAGCAGAGAUAUAUCAGUAUAUCAGUACAGCAGAGACAUAUCAGUACAGCAGAGACAUCUCAGUACAGCAGAGAUAUCUCAGUACAGCAGAGACAUAUCAGUACAGCAGAGACAUCUCAGUACAGCAGAGACAUCUCAGUACAGCAGAGACAUAUCAGUACAGCAGAGACAUAUCAGUACAGCAGAGAUAUAUCAGUACAGCAGAGAUAUAUCAGUACAGCAGAGAUAUAUCAGAAGAGUGGAGACAUAUCAGUACAGCAGAGACAUCUCAGUACAGCAGAGAUAUAUCAGUACAGCAGAGACAUAUCAGAAGAGUGGAGACAUAUCAGUACAGCAGAGAUAUAUCAGUACAGCAGAGACAUCUCAGUACAGCAGAGAUAUAUCAGUACAGCAGAGACAUAUCAGUACAGCAGAGAUAUAUCAGUACAGCAGAGACAUAUCAGUACAGCAGAGACAUCUCAGAAGAGUGGAGACAUAUCAGUACAGCAGAGAUAUAUCAGUACAGCAGAGAUAUAUCAGAAGAGUGGAGACAUAUCAGUACAGCAGAGACAUCUCAGUACAGCAGAGAUAUAUCAGUACAGCAGAGAUAUAUCAGUACAGCAGAGAUAUAUCAGUACAGCAGAGAUAUAUCAGUACAGCAGAGACAUAUCAGUACAGCAGAGAUAUAUCAGUACAGCAGAGAUAUAUCAGUACAGCAGAGAUAUAUCAGUACAGCAGAGACAUCUCAGUACAGCAGAGAUAUAUCAGUACAGCAGAGAUAUAUCAGUACAGCAGAGAUAUAUCAGAAGAGUGGAGACAUAUCAGUACAGCAGAGAUAUAUCAGUACAGCAGAGAUAUAUCAGUACAGCAGAGACAUAUCAGUACAGCAGAGAUAUAUCAGUACAGCAGAGAUAUAUCAGUACAGCAGAGACAUCUCAGUACAGCAGAGACAUAUCAGUACAGCAGAGAUAUAUCAGUACAGCAGAGACAUCUCAGUACAGCAGAGAUAUAUCAGUACAGCAGAGACAUAUCAGUACAGCAGAGAUAUAUCAGUACAGCAGAGAUAUAUCAGUACAGCAGAGAUAUCUCAGUACAGCAGAGAUAUAUCAGUACAGCAGAGAUAUAUCAGUACAGCAGAGACAUAUCAGUACAGCAGAGACAUCUCAGUACAGCAGAGACAUCUCAGUACAGCAGAGAUAUAUCAAAAGAAUGGAGACAUAUAAGUAG
Messenger RNA from Mya arenaria, 2967 nucleotides. RefSeq lists its product as uncharacterized. The record is from RefSeq and is a predicted model, not a curated record. The coding region runs from base 1 to 2967 and encodes 988 amino acids. NCBI's taxonomy places the organism in Eukaryota, Metazoa, Mollusca, Bivalvia, Myida, Myidae. The transcript has a single exon.